Molecule: messenger RNA, 1960 nt
Organism: Prionailurus viverrinus (fishing cat)
Lineage: Eukaryota; Metazoa; Chordata; Mammalia; Carnivora; Felidae
Gene: BLOC1S5
Product: biogenesis of lysosomal organelles complex 1 subunit 5
Exons: 5
Coding region: 23-589 (188 amino acids)
Cellular component (GO): transport vesicle; BLOC-1 complex
Source: RefSeq, a predicted model, not a curated record
CGGGUGGGCGGAGCAGGUCGCGAUGAGUGGCGGAGGGACGGAGACGCCUGUGGGUUGUGAGGCCUCCCCGGGCGGCGGCGACAAGAAAAAGGACUCGCUGGGGACCGCGGGCUCUCCAGCGCACCUCAUUAUCAAGGACCUUGGAGAAAUUCAUUCAAGGCUUUUAGAUCACAGACCAGUUAUUCAAGGUGAAACCCGUUAUUUUGUGAAAGAAUUUGAAGAAAAACGGGGUCUUCGAGAAAUGCGAGUUCUUGAAAAUUUGAAGAAUAUGAUCCAUGAAACAAAUGAACAUACUCUUCCCAAAUGUAGAGAAAUAAUGCAGGACGACUUAAGCCAAGUUCUCCAGAGAUUGCAAACAGCUUCUGACGCAGUCUGUAGACUCCAACAGAAGGAGCAGGAACGAAAGAAGAUUCUUAAUGACCAUUUAAUAGCUAGUGAAAAACAGCAUAUAAUCCAGUGGGAAGAUUUCAUGAAAGAACAACACAGCAAACAGGCUGAAGUGGAUGAAGAACACAGAAAAGCCAUGGAGAGACUUAAAGAACAGUAUGCCGAGAUGGAGAAGGACCUAGCAAAAUUUUCAACCUUUUAAGAACUUGAACCACAAGAGUGACAAAGUAAUAAGAAAACAUUGACUUCCCCCAAAAAACUGUUCCCACCAAACCAUUUAGCCUCUGCUUCAAGCUUAGCAAUAUAUUCAGUGGCACUCCUACAUCAGAAGAAAGAAAGGUCUUACUGGAGUCUUAAGUGUUUAAUAGAAGAGAGCUACAUCUUUCCAGUUUUAAGUGCCUACAUAUGAUUAUUUGAAUGGGGAGGAGUAGCAGGAAAAAUGGUACAAAUUUGUUUUUUGUUAAUCAGAAUUGGGUGUUCUUUCCAUUGAUCAUCUCAGAGAACUGUUAAGUACAGGCUUCUUAGAAAAAUAAUUUAAUUCAUUCUCACACAGAGUGAACAGUAGUUAUUUGACUUAGAAGCAGAUACAGUAGCUACCUGUCAUAAUGUCCUUGGCUAUUGGAAGAGUGUUAUACAGUAUUAUUCCAUGAAUAAUGUAGACAAAAACAACUGUCUUUGGAGCAGAGAUCAUAUUUAAGAGAGGGGACAGUCAAAACCUUGUCUCUACUGAGGCAAAGAUGGCCACGUUGGCCUUUGAACUGCCUGCUGGGAAAGGUUACAGAUUUUGCAGUUCAGCAUAAUGCCGUGUGUUUCACUGAGUGACAAAACACACUUGUUAAAUUUUGUGGCCUUCCGGCACUUAAUAUUUUCAACUUUUAAAACAUACUUAGAAGGAAAAGCUUACCAAAAAUAUAUUUGACUUUCAGCCUUUCCAAGAACCAUAAUCUUGUCCGUAGUAUUCACCUCAUUUACCUCGUUUUUGUGUCUGUUUUGCUGUGGGUAAGCUUUGUAAGAUAAAUAAUGUCCAUACAUGUUUCAGCUGUUUAAUGAGUAAUCAGCAGAAUCUGCCAAGGAGUCCCUCUGGAACCAUAUAAAGAUUCUGGCUCUGAAUAAACCAGAAGUGUUUGCCCACAUAGCAAAUGAUCCAUGUUAAAUGUAAAUCCUUUUUUAGUGUUCAACGUCUGUUCUCAUAAGCAGGUGUAUUAUGAUGAAACAUGUACCAAUUCUGUCAUCACUGUGAUCUUUAAAAAAAAAAAAUCUGCUUUUAACAGUCUAAUUGAGGAAUUAAAUUGAUUUUUUUAUUUGCCAUAAACCAAGCAAAAUUAAAUGCAAUAAUUUCUUGAGAUUUAUGGCAAAUGAAUUUGAGGUAUGGGUAAAUCUUUCAAAUAUUUUUUUAGUGCUCUUCAGUAAAGAAAGGGGCAGGAAAGAAAAUACCCAACUCUCUUGUGUUAUCUCAGUCUUGCUACUGCAGAAAAGUGACAAUGCUUGCUUGUGUAAAUUUAUGGCCCCCUGUCAAAGCUUCAUUCUUGGCUCCAUGUUGAAAAUGUGAUUAAAGUUAAUAGAGGAGAUGAAA